Messenger RNA from Heterobasidion irregulare TC 32-1, 1225 nucleotides. RefSeq lists its product as uncharacterized. The transcript has a single exon. Lineage: Eukaryota; Fungi; Basidiomycota; Agaricomycetes; Russulales; Bondarzewiaceae. The record is from RefSeq and is a predicted model, not a curated record. The coding region runs from base 46 to 927 and encodes 293 amino acids.
UGAAUCCUCACACCCAUACAGAGCACUCACUCAGCCUUCGCAACAAUGGCCAACCUCUACCCUGGUUGGAUGCCAUACCCAUACCCACCAUACUAUCAGUUCCCUCCUACGCCUGGCAAUGCGCGAAGGGAGUGGCAAGCAGGAGGUCGUAGCCCAGGUCACGCGAACAUCCCUCUGCCACCAUUUGCACCUGGUCAGGACUAUCCCCCAUAUCCAUAUGAACCCUUUCCGCGAGGUCGAAGACGUUCCUUCGACGCCUCGUAUCUUCACCCAAAUCAAUGGCCUCAUUGGAACCCCCAACCACCUCCACCAAACCCCCCGCCGAGUCCCUACCACACAUCCCCCUAUUCGUGGCUGUUUCACCCUCCACCGCUCCCCCAACCCCAGAUUCACACGCUCUUUAACGGAGACUCUCCCAGCCAGUACCUCCUCUUCGAUCUCUCUGCGUACACACUCACCGCUAGGCGACGAAUUAACGCUACGCAGGCGGUCGCCGUGACACCAUAUGACCUCGAUCAGCCAGCGUCGAACCCCGAGAUUACGCGUCUUCUGAUCGUGUGCGACGCGAUCCCACAGUGGAAGCUUGAUCUACACGUCACGAGCGCGGGACUGCUGCCGGCGCGUCGUGAGCGCCCCGCAAUCCCGUUCAUCACGGUCGGCGACGUAUUGCAUGGGCUGCACGUUCAUUUGCACGUACCAGUCACGCACGAAGAGUGGGGCCAGCUCUCGUCGUCUCAGGAGACCGACGUCUCAAGGGCGUAUACCAAGCGCUACAAGGCGUAUCCUCCCUUACAGCAGCAGCAGCAGAGGGAGGGUGUGAAGCGCGUUGACUUCCUGUUGCGGAACCACUACUUUAAGGGGCUGGUAUGGGCGUCUCCGGAGAAUGGCGUGGAAAGAAUGAAGCUCCUCGUUGGGUCUUCAUUUUAAACUUUGGUCCCUCUUCCUUUCUUUUUCAGUGGGUUUACAGGAUAUCAUGGUUCCCCUAGUAAGUCAGUUUUUGAAGUUCUUCUUGUUCGGUAUAAUCAAAUAUUUCCAAGCACCUUUGCUUUCUUUCACGUAUCUUUCUUUCGCUUUCUCUGGGUUUCCGGCCAACUAGAUUAGAAAUAUCUUUAAUGCGUGCACCCCACGCAUAUACCCGACGCCCGUACUAUGCCUACGUUUUCAUUUAUGUGGAGGUGUAUUCUGUGUAAUUUUAUGAAUGUUUAUGACCCAAGUUAUUGGCUCG